Molecule: messenger RNA, 543 nt
Organism: Trypanosoma cruzi
Lineage: Eukaryota; Euglenozoa; Kinetoplastea; Trypanosomatida; Trypanosomatidae
Exons: 1
Coding region: 1-543 (180 amino acids)
Source: RefSeq, a predicted model, not a curated record
AUGCGGUUUGUUUUUGUUCUUCUCGUCCUUUUUCUCGCCUGCAGCGUGUCGGCCGAGGAGGUGGUGAAGCGGGGAUACAAACACAAGGAGCCCCAUAACUGCCACCAUCAAUCUUUUGGACACCAUCGUCAUGUGCGCAGGGAAGAAUUGAGGGAUGCGACGGAGGUGGGAUGCAGAGGAGAGAUAACUCGGUACUGCCAACCCCCCGUCAACGGCUUCUACGAGGACUGGUGGAAGUGUCUUUCCGACAAUAUGGACCGGUUCCGCACGCCCGACUGCCAGACGCACAUAAAUGGCAUGAUUGCCUGCAGGAACUUUGCCGUUUCUUCCUACGGUCCAGGGGAGCAGUCUCCAGACGGGUUGGUGAAGCACCUGCUUCAUUCAGAAAAGGAGUCGAUCCCCAGCGAAUGCAGGAACUCCAGAUUCUACAAAGAUGCCGUGGUUGGAUAUCACAGACGCCAGCAACGCCCCGGAAUGGGGGAAUUCUUCACGGCUGCAGGAGAGGAGGAGAGAAGGCAGCCUGACAACUGUGUGAAAAAAUGA